AUGGCAGACUCCGAACAGCUCGCGGAAGUGAACGCCGACCACGCUGAUGACGCAACGUGGGUUCUCACGAGUAGCUUCGUGAUUCUGACGAUGCAAAGUGGCUUUGCAAUGCUAGAGAUGGGAUCAUCUUCAAAAGGCCAUGAAGUGAACAUCAUGCUCAAGAACGUCUACGACGUGGUUUUUGGCGGCCUAGCAUAUUAUUUGCUAGGGUUCGGCAUUUCCAACGGAGCGCCCUCAAACUCUUUCAUGGGACUGGGGGACUUUUUCCUGGACGUGCCAAAGGCCGACGAGAUAGCCUCGGGGCUCAGGUUCAGCACCUUCUUGUUCAAGUUUAGCUUUGCUGCGACUUCCACAACCAUUGUGAGUGGAUGCCUUGCCAUGCGUUGUAAAUUCACAGUAUACUGCUUCUAUGCCUUCUACGCUGUGCUGAUUUAUUCCUUCGCGGCGCACUGGGUGUGGGCCGCCGAUGGUUGCCUGGCACAGCUGGGAGUGCAUGAUUUUGCUGGAGGUGGCCCUGUGCAUCUGCUUGGAGCCGCGAACGGCCUGGUAGCAAUCUUGCUAGUUGGACCACGCCACGGUCGUUUCGAUGGCAUCCGUCCCCCUGAAGACUUCCGGGUCUCUUCCCCCACUAGUAUCUUGAUUGGUCUCUUUAUGCUCUGGUGGGGUUGGAUUGGCUUCAACUGCGGCAGCACCUUUGGAAUUACCAAGUUCAAGUGGAUCGUGGCGACCCGGUCAGGCGUCGCGACCAUCAACGCCACCUUUGGUGGUGGAGUCGGUGCACUCUUCUACACCAAAGCUAAGUCCAAGGGGAGGCUGGUCCUGGCAGAUCAUGUUGUGAACGGUAUCCUUGGAUCCCUUGUUGCAAUUACGCCCACCUGCGCCUGCAUCCACCCGCCGGCGGCGCUUAUCAUCGGGCUCGUGGGUUCCAUCGCGGCACUUCUUUCCAACGACUGGAUAGCGAGAUGCAAGAUCGACGAUCCGGUGGGCGCGAUUGGUGUGCACGGUGCUGCUGCAGUGUGGGGCAUCCUGGCGGUAGGCUUGUUUGCUGAUGGACAGUUGGCUGGCAUUCAGGUGGCGAGCGGACUUUUCCGUGGGGGUGGCUUUCGACUGCUGGAAGUCCAGCUCCUGCUGAUUGCCUCCAUCUUUGCAUGGUCGCUCCUGGCAGUGACGCCCUUCUUCGUCUUGGUGGGCUGGGCCGUUGGCACGGACUGUUGGAACCCGCGCAAAGGCCUUCGAGUCGAUGAAGCAAGCGAGCUCCAAGGCCUGGACUCCGUCUACCAUGGACGCCCUCCCAAGAAGAAGAAGCGUCGGAAGUCCGUGACCUCUAUCAGCUCGGACUGCCAGGAUGAUGUGGUCGAGGAUGAUCUUCCUGCUAUGUUCCUGGAGUCGGCCACCCGCCGUGCCGUGGCCGCCGCCACCGCGGCUGCUGAGGCAGAGCGGCGCGCCGAAGGCUUCGCCGCAAAGGCACUGGCGCCCGAGGCCGGAAGUGCGACCACACCAGCUCCGGCAAAACAGGCGCCGGCACCCUCGCGAGAGGAAGAGAUGAUGUACCAGCGCGAGCGGAUGGCGGCGCAGACGGCGGGCCUAUGUGUCCUGAGCAUUUGCAUCGUCUUGGCCUGGUUUCAAAGCAAUGCGGUGGAGGGCGACUACCACCGGAGGAAGAAAGACGAAGCCGAUAUUGAUGUUUUCCAUCGGUGGGGCAUUCUUUGCUGCUGCUGUCGGCGUAUGGCCUGUUGUGCCUGGUGCUGCUACAAACUUCUGGGGCUGCUAGCCAGCUGUAGCUGCUCAACACUGAGCGUGCUGGGCACCGUUGUGUUCCUGAUGGGAUACGGCUUCAAGGAGCUGUGGGAUCAGCACCUCAUCCAACCCCAUCUCGAAGAAGCCACUAUCUACCUGUUUUUUGCAACAAUUGCCUUCGUGAUCCUCCUGAUCAUGGUUGGGGCUUUCGUGAAUUGGCUGCGGGACAAAGUGGGUUUCGUCCACAAUGUCAUGUCCUUCGUGGACGAGCGGAUGGAUGAAGUCAUGGACUUCUUCGGCAUAAACGCCGGGUAUGACGACGACGAUGACGAUCUCAAGGAUUUCAAGCUCCCCGACGUCCAUGACUACGACCCGAAGGAGGUGUCGAACAAGCGCGCCAGCCCGGGCAAAGGCGCGAUGCCUGCCGCCAACCGCGGGAGAGACAGACUACGAAAGGCCCAUCCCUGGUGGCUGGGGCCGCUUAUCGGGGCCAACCGCCCUCGGCGCGCUGGCCGCGAGAACGUUCGCGAGAUGCCCGCGCCGGGGAAUCACAAGUUGACCUUCACCAACCGCCUCAAAGACGAGGACAUGGGGAUCUUCUCGAAGGUCUUCUACGGGGUGUCGCCUUUCCUUUGCAGGUUGGACCUGUCGUACAACCACCUCGGAGACGAGGGCGCCGCUCAGCUUGCCUCCGCCCUGCUGGGCCCAAGGGCUCAGCGCAUGGCCUCCCUCCAACUGCGCAGCAAUGCGAUCGGCCCUGAGGGCCUUCGAAGCAUCUGCGAUGCUCUCAGGAGCACGCCGUCCGUUCGCCGCUUCGACAUCUCCAUGAACCCGCUGGGAAGAGAGGGUGGUCUGAUGCUUGUGCAGCUGCUUCAAAGCUCCCCGGAACUCUUAGAGUUGAUGAUGGGGGACAUUGAGGCGGAGAUUGACGUCUUGGUUUCCCUUGCCGCGACGCUUCGGAGAUAUCCAACGCAACUGAAGGUCUUGGACAUCCAGAACCCGCGCAUCUCCACCCUCCAGGAAGAUCACACAGUACACCUCGGCCGCAUGAUGCGCACCAACACGACUCUCACGGAGCUCUACCUCGGAAAGCACAGGAUGCGUGACGAUGGCAUCCGGCAGCUGGUGGACUUCCUUUUGGAGAACAAGGUGCUGCGGGUGCUGGACCUGAGGUGCAACGAGCUGGGAGCCGUGGGCGCGUACUACCUCGGAACGUUGCUGGUGCACACCAGCACUCUUGUUACCUUGAACCUCUCCUGCAACCGCAUUGGCGAGAAGGACAACGUGCAGGGUGCACGUGCUCUAGCGGAGGGCCUCUCUGAGAACAAGACGCUUCGCCAUCUCGAUUUGAACCACAACGAGCUUUGUGAUUCGGCCCUGUGUCGGAUCGGUGAGGUGAUCGAGGCCUCCUCCCUCGAGACUCUGCGCAUCUUUCACAACCGCUGGGACCAACCUUCCUCCGUCUUGUUCCACCACCUCCUGAACAGCCGCAUGCGAAAGUCCAAGCUGACAGCGGAUUUGACAACUAGCGAGGUGGACAAGCGGAUCGAUGUCUCCAAAGUCGAGAUAGACCGGUGA
This is a messenger RNA of Symbiodinium sp. CCMP2592, 3315 nucleotides long. Lineage: Eukaryota; Dinophyceae; Suessiales; Symbiodiniaceae. The record is from the annotation of a GenBank genome assembly.